AUCUCCAAUGUCCCCAGUCAGGUAUGCAAGAUCCUCGCUGCACCCCUGCCCGGCAAAACCCAAAAUCGCACCAGCUGGUAAACUCGAAAACUCCUUCAGCACAAAGUCCUAAGACGGCAGUUUCUAAGGCACAAACCCCGGGCUCUCAACAGGCCCACCUGCAAAGCCCGAUGCCUCGAAAGUGCGUCCAACAAACCGUCAUCCCUCAAAAUCCUUCUCAAAUCGGGCCUCCCGUAAAACAGGCUUACUCCGAAGUCGUAAAGCAACCUACAACUCACGUUUCCAGCCGGCAAACUCCGAGCGCUAGCACAAACCAACCCGCAAACAGGCGAAAAGCACCGGGCCUUGCAAAGCCCGUGAAAUCGGCUGGUGUGACCCCACCUGGAAAUGGCGAAACAACGCGACAGGCUCCGGCAGGAUCCGGCAACGUGACGAAGAGGAGAGUUAUGUAUUCCAAGGACGGACAGAAGUUUAACAUCGAGUACAACAACAGACGCGAGAAUCUGGCGGUGACGGCGGUAAAAAAUUCACAAGGAAACAAAAAUGCGCCUAAGAUCAAACCUGAAUUACUUGCGAAACAAGAAAACCCUCAACGAGUCAAACCGGUUAUGAAAGACGCGUCGACGUCCACGUGUCCACAAAGCACCUUUGUAGACGCCGCUGUGCAAGUGCCUGACGUGGAGGGGAAUGCAGGCGACGAAAUUCAAAGUCUACUGGUGAAGAGGCCGUGGGACACGGAGCGGGUGAUGAAGAUGCAAGUUCUCCUUGACGAGAAACUCGUCGUGAUUGGUCGAAUGAGGGAAAUGUCACGUAAGCAGCGAGACGAGCUGAAAACCAUGAGGAAACGUUGCAAGGAACUCGAGACGGUCAUCAAGGCAUCGAAUAUGCAAGGCAAACCACAGCUGAUUGCGCAGGUCAACGAACUGACCGAAAUCAAAAACGAAUUGGUCGACGAUGUCACGAAUCUGACCGUUGACCUCGAGAAAGAACGCACGAACGUAAAGAACUUGCGCACGGAACUGGUCGAGGUCAGGGCCCAGUUGACUGCUGCCAGGAGAAAAGGCGCGAAUGCAGCUAACCAAUGAGAGAGAGGAACGGUUAACCAAUCAUAUUUCGAUGUUGUAUAUCUUUAACGUAUU
Messenger RNA from Dendronephthya gigantea, 1139 nucleotides. RefSeq lists its product as uncharacterized. The record is from RefSeq and is a predicted model, not a curated record. The transcript has a single exon. Lineage: Eukaryota; Metazoa; Cnidaria; Anthozoa; Malacalcyonacea; Nephtheidae. Bases 24 to 1085 code for a protein of 353 amino acids.